AUGAGCGCAGGUUUUGGGACUGGUGCGGGUGUUUGGAUCUUUUUCAUAGCCGCGAUUAGUGCAAUUGACUUUCAUUAUCACCCAGUUGCUAUGGCUGAAGAAGAAAAACCCCCAGUUUCCGAGUCCAUUGAGGACAACAAGGACGACAAGAAGAGAACCAUUGACAAGGUUGAUGAUUCUGUGGAAGAUGGAGCUGAAAAGAAGCCCGAAGCGGCCGUUAAGAACGACGGAGAAACCGCAGAAAAGCCCGAAAAGAAGCACAAGAAAAGAAGAAGAAGACAGUACGAAGAUGAGGUGCCCAAGGAAAAGUCUGAGGAUGAGGGAGAAGACGAGGAAGACGAAGACGAUGACGGUGACGAAAUAAACGACGAAUUGGCUGAUUUGGACGAUGAAGACGAUGACGAUUUGGCGGAAAUUGACCCUGCAAAUAUCAUUCCCAGUGGACGCAGAACCAGAGGAAAGGUGAUUGACUUUACCAAGGCUGCGGAAAAGUUAAAGGAGGAGGGUAAAAUAGAGGACGACGAGGGCGAGGACGGAGAGUAUGGAGAAAAGUAG
Messenger RNA from Meyerozyma guilliermondii ATCC 6260, 555 nucleotides. RefSeq lists its product as uncharacterized. Bases 1 to 555 code for a protein of 184 amino acids. The record is from RefSeq and is a predicted model, not a curated record. Lineage: Eukaryota; Fungi; Ascomycota; Pichiomycetes; Serinales; Debaryomycetaceae. The transcript has a single exon.